This is a messenger RNA of Lagenorhynchus albirostris (white-beaked dolphin), 705 nucleotides long. Its product is annotated as cerebellar degeneration-related antigen 1-like. The record is from RefSeq and is a predicted model, not a curated record. NCBI's taxonomy places the organism in Eukaryota, Metazoa, Chordata, Mammalia, Artiodactyla, Delphinidae.
AUGUUUUUUUUGGAAGACGUGGAUUUUCUGGAAGACACCCCUUUGUUGGAAGACAUGGAUUUUCUGGAAGACGCACCUUUUUUGGAAGACGUGAAUUUUCUGGAAGACGCACCUUUGUUGGAAGACAUGGAUUUUCUGGAAGACACGGCUUUGUUGGAAGACGUGGAUUUUCUGGAAGAUGCCGCUUUGUUGGAAGACGUGGAUUUUCUGGAAGACGCACCUUUGUUGGAAGACAUGGAUUUUCUGGAAGACGUGGAUUUUCUGGAAGACAUGGUUUUGUUGGAAGACAAGGAUUUGCUGGAAGACAUGGAUCUCCUGGAAGACGUGGAUUUUCUGGAAGAGGAUUUGAUGGAAGACAUGGAUUUUCUGGAAGACUUGGAUAGGCUGGAAGACCUGAGGUCAUUGGAAGACAUGGAUUUCCUGGAAGACAUGGCUUUUCUGGAAGACAUGGAUUUUCAGGAAGACCCGAAUUGUCCGGAAGACCUGGAUUAUUUGGAAGACAUAGAUUUGCUGGAAGACUUGGAAGAAGACAUAAGUCUGCUGGAAGACCUGAAUUUAGUGGAAGACAUGAAUUUUCUGGAAGACGUGGCUUUAUUGGAAGACCUGGAUUUGGUGGAAGACAUAGAUUUUGUCUGGAAGACGUGGAUUGAUUGGAAGACUGGGUUUGGUGGAAGACAUGGAUUUUUCUGGAAGAUCUGGAUUUGA